AUUUGAAAAUGGGCAGCAAGAAGAAGAAAGCUGCGUCGGUGUUCAUUAGGCUCGUCUCAGCUGCCGGGACCGGUUUCUUCUACGCCAAGAAGAAGAAUCCCCGCAAGAUUCAAGAGAAGCUUGAGUUCCGGAAGUUCGAUCCCCGCGUCAAUCGCCAUGUUCUCUUCACCGAAGCAAAGAUGAAGUGAGUGCGAGUAAACUCUUCUGGAUCCACAUGUAGCUAGUUUUCGCUAGACGAUCGAGAUUGCUUGUAGCGGAAUCGGAAAUAAACAGAUACCAUACGACACCCUGUGCUUCGUCUACUAUGAGUACCAUUUAAGUCAAUGAGCUGUGGACUCAAUCCUUCCAUGUUCACAUCAGCCCUUCAGUCCAUUGAUUCUUUUCCCAUUUAUAAGAUACCAUGCUCCAUGAAAAAUUCGAUGCUGUUUAAAUGUUCCUAUUUCCGUUAAGGGCAUCUCCGAAGCAUCGGGUAAACGUUAGGCGGUUUUGUUUCGA
This is a messenger RNA of Punica granatum (pomegranate), 495 nucleotides long. Lineage: Eukaryota; Viridiplantae; Streptophyta; Magnoliopsida; Myrtales; Lythraceae. The record is from RefSeq and is a predicted model, not a curated record.